UUCUGUGGUUGAUAAAUUUACCAUUGGCGUUAAUUCUCUGACAAGCGAUAGACGGCCCGAGUGGACAUAACCUCAAAUAGGUGGUGUAAUUUGGGGGGCAAUGCUGCGAGCCAUCAGCAACUUCAACCCCCUGCGGGGGUCCAGUGCCAGUUUGGCUCAUUAUCACUACACCGGUUACGAUCCGUCUCUGUUGCCGCCCAAGAAGGCUCAUCGCAAACCGCGCUGGGUGCCGGUGGCGAAAAGCAAGCGCUUUCGGGUGCCCCAAAGGCCUAAAAUCGAUCAGGAUGAGUAUGUGGAGCUGUUGCGGCUGCACAACAACUACCGUAACAACGUGAAGUCGCUGAGGCACUACAUGAUCAAAAAGUACUGCGACAAGUUCCAAACCGUGACCAAUCCAGAGGAGAUUUUGGAGGUCUUUAAGGUGGACCUGGCCGAAUGUCAUGCAAUCAACGACCAGUGGAAUGCUAAAGUCAAAGUGGAGCGUGAGAGCAGAAUAGCGAGGGAACUGCAGGAAGCCAAGGAGAUCGCCAGACAGAAGCUUGAAGCUGAACAGGAGAAACAGAAGCAAAUCCUGGAACUGGCUGAGGAAAUUGUCAAAAAGGAAAAGGAGGCCUCAGCUACCUUCAUUACGGCAGAAAACAUCGACGAAGCCAUCGAUAAUGCUCUCAACGACACAGUGGACUACAACUUUGCCAUUGAUAGCAAUGGGGAGAAGCUGAGGGGCAGAGAGACGCGGCCUAGCGGGCCGCAGGAGAAAAUCAGCGUGCGACGAUAAGUCUGUACAGUAGGUUAAUAUUAAAUAAACUAUAUCACAGCAAA
Molecule: messenger RNA, 819 nt
Organism: Dendroctonus ponderosae (mountain pine beetle)
Lineage: Eukaryota; Metazoa; Arthropoda; Insecta; Coleoptera; Curculionidae
Gene: mRpS26
Product: probable 28S ribosomal protein S26, mitochondrial
Exons: 3
Coding region: 101-775 (224 amino acids)
Cellular component (GO): mitochondrial small ribosomal subunit
Source: RefSeq, a predicted model, not a curated record